UUUGUUCGCUCUCUGGCCGCUGCGCUUUCCUGGCGCUCGGCUCCUCUCGGCUGGGCUCGGCUCGCCUUGGCAGGGCUCCACGGGGCUCGGCUCCGCUCCGCUCGGCUCCUCUCGCCUCCGCCCCUGUUCGGCUCGGCUCCGCUCCGCUCGGCUGCCUCCUGGCUCGGCUCGGCUCCGCUCGGCUCGACUCGGCUCGGCUCCGCCUCAGGGCGCGCAGGCUGAAGAAGCCCGGCUUACUGGAUCGGCCCCUCCCUCUGUCCCCUUCUGGCUGUCGAUCGUGUGCGAGGCCCGGACUCGGAGCGCAGAGACCGGGUUAGGGUAGCGGCGUGCGAGGACCGGCGCAGCAUCCUCGUUUCCGGGGGGACGCGCGCGAGCGCGCGGACCGAGGAGAGGCCAAGGGGUGUCGGGUCCUGGUGGCUGCUGGAGCGCCAAGGUGACCAAGGAUGGCAGGGAGGAUGUGACCGCCAUCUGCCUUCGUCUGCCCUCCUCGUGGCACCACCAUGCAGAAGCCCAGUGGGCUGAAGCCCCCUGGCCGAGGGGGCAAGCACUCGAGUCCCGUGGGCAGGCCGUCCAUUGGGUCAGCUUCAUCCUCGGUGGUGGCAUCAGCCAGUGGCUCCAAGGAAGGGUCUCCCCUGCACAAGCAGGCCUCGGGCCCCUCCUCGGCUGGAGCCACCAGCGCGGUCUCUGAGAAGCCGAAGGCAGCUGAAGUGGGUGAUGACUUCCUGGGGGACUUUGUGGUGGGCGAAAGGGUGUGGGUGAAUGGUGUGAAGCCGGGCGUGGUGCAGUACCUGGGGGAGACCCAGUUUGCGCCAGGCCAGUGGGCCGGCGUGGUCUUGGACGACCCGGUGGGCAAGAACGAUGGCGCCGUGGGGGGCGUGCGCUACUUCGAGUGCCCGGCUCUGCAGGGCAUCUUCACGCGGCCCUCCAAGCUGACCCGCCAGCCCACAGCUGAGGGCUCGGGCAGCGACGCCCACUCCGUGGAAUCCCUCACUGCCCAGAACCUGUCCUUGCAUUCGGGCACCGCCACGCCCCCGCUCACCAGCCGCGUCAUCCCCCUGCGGGAGAGUGUUCUUAACAGCUCCGUGAAGACAGGCAAUGAGUCUGGCUCCAACCUGUCCGACAGCGGGUCUGUGAAGCGUGGUGACAAGGACCUCCACCUGGGAGACCGUGUGCUGGUUGGUGGGACGAAGACCGGCGUGGUACGAUACGUCGGGGAGACGGACUUUGCCAAAGGCGAGUGGUGUGGCGUGGAGCUGGAUGAGCCCCUCGGGAAGAACGAUGGGGCUGUGGCCGGCACCAGGUAUUUCCAGUGCCCACCCAAGUUCGGUCUCUUUGCACCCAUCCACAAGGUCAUCCGAAUUGGCUUCCCGUCUACCAGCCCAGCCAAGGCCAAGAAGACCAAACGAAUGGCUAUGGGUGUCUCGGCCUUGACCCACAGUCCCAGCAGCUCUUCCAUCAGCUCCGUCAGCUCCGUGGCCUCCUCCGUGGGCGGCCGGCCCAGCCGUAGUGGUCUGCUCACGGAGACCUCUUCACGCUACGCCCGGAAGAUCUCAGGCACCACAGCCCUGCAGGAAGCCCUGAAGGAGAAGCAGCAGCAUAUCGAACAGCUGCUGGUGGAGCGUGACUUGGAGAGGGCCGAAGUGGCCAAGGCCACCAGCCACAUCUGCGAGGUGGAGAAGGAAAUCGCCCUGCUGAAGGCACAGCAUGAGCAGUAUGUUGCAGAAGCCGAGGAGAAGCUGCAGCGGGCGCGGUUGCUGGUGGAGAACGUGAGGAAGGAGAAGGUGGACCUGUCCAAUCAGCUGGAGGAGGAGAGGAGGAAGGUGGAAGACCUGCAGUUCCGGGUGGAAGAAGAAUCCAUCACCAAAGGAGACUUGGAGACCCAGACCCAGCUGGAGCACGCGCGCAUUGGGGAGUUGGAGCAGAGUCUGCUUUUGGAGAAGGCGCAGGCCGAGCGGCUGCUCAGAGAAUUAGCGGAUAACAGGCUAACCACGGUGGCCGAGAAGUCUCGGGUACUGCAGCUAGAGGAAGAGCUGAGCCUGCGGCGCGGCGAGAUCGAAGAGCUGCAGCACUGUCUCCUCCAGUCGGGCCCGCCACCCCAGGACCACCCGGAGGCCGCUGAGACCCUGCGGCUGCGUGAGCGGCUGCUGUCGGCCAGCAAGGAGCACCAGCGAGACAGCACCCUGCUGCAGGACAAGUAUGAGAAGAUGCUAAAGACCUACCAGGCCGAGGUGGACAAGCUCCGGGCGGCCAAUGAGAAGUACGCGCAGGAGGUGGCGGACCUCAAGGCCAAGGUCCAGCAGGCCACCAGCGAGAACAUGGGACUCAUGGACAACUGGAAAUCCAAGCUGGACUCGCUGGCCUCCGAUCACCAGAAGUCCCUGGAGGACCUGAAAGCCACGCUGAACUCCGGCCCAGGCGCCCAGCAGAAGGAGAUUGGAGAGCUAAAGGCCCUGGUGGAGGGCAUCAAGAUGGAGCACCAGCUGGAGUUGGGCAACCUGCAGGCCAAGCACGACUUGGAGACAGCCAUGCACGGGAAGGAGAAGGAGGGCCUGCGGCAGAAGCUGCAGGAGGCCCAGGAGGAGCUGGCGGGGCUGCAGCAACACUGGAGGGCGCAGCUGGAGGAGCAGGCCAGCCAGCACCGGCUGGAGCUACAGGAAGCACAGGACCAGUGUCGCGACGCCCAGCUGCGCGUGCAGGAGCUGGAGGGACUGGAUGCGGAGUACCGUGGCCAGGCGCAGGCCAUAGAGUUCCUCAAAGAGCAGAUCUCACUGGCCGAGAAGAAGAUGUUGGAUUAUGAGGUGCUGCAGAGGGCGGAAGCCCAGAGCAGGCAGGAGGCAGAGCGGCUGCGGGAAAAGCUUCUGGUUGCCGAGAAUAGACUCCAGGCCGCCGAGUCCCUGUGCUCAGCCCAGCACAGCCAUGUGAUCGAGCCCAAUGACCUUUCUGAGGAGAAGAUUCGGAUGAAGGAGACUGUGGAGGGCCUGCAGGACAAACUGAACAAGAGGGACAAAGAGGUGACAGCCUUGACAUCCCAGAUGGACAUGCUCAGGGACCAAGUAAGUGCCCUGGAGAACAAGUGUAAAUCAGGAGAGAAGAAGUUGGAUUCAGUCCUGAAGGAAAAGAGGCGUCUGGAGGCGGAGCUGGAGGCCGUGUCUCGGAAGACCCAUGAUGCCUCGGGCCAGCUGGUCCACAUUAGCCAGGAGUUGCUACGGAAGGAGCGGAGUCUGAAUGAGCUGAGGGUGUUGCUGCUGGAAGCCAACCGCCACUCGCCAGGGCCCGAGAGAGACCUGAGCCGUGAGGUGCACAAGGCCGAAUGGCGGAUAAAGGAACAGAAAUUGAAGGACGACAUCCGGGGCCUGCGUGAAAAGCUGACGGGGCUGGACAAGGAGAAGUCCCUGUCCGAGCAGAGACGCUACUCCCUCAUUGACCCGGCCUCGGCGCCCGAGCUGCUCCGGUUGCAGCACCAGUUGGUGAGCACGGAGGAUGCCCUGCGGGACGCGCUGGACCAGGCCCAGCAGGUGGAGAGGCUGGUGGAGGCUCUUAGGGGCUGCUCAGACAGGACUCCGACCAUCGGCAAUUCCGGUUCUGCCAACGGCAUCCACCAGCCAGAGAAGGCCCACAAACAGGAGGACAAACACUGACCCCAAGGAACACCACGGAUGGACCGGCCCCAUUCACACCAGAGCCCUGCCAGGCUUCCCAGCAGCUCCACCUCCAGGCAGGAGCCAGAACUGUCUCCUUGGAGAUAAGACUAUGUUUGUAUUGUCCUCACAGCUGUGGACAAUUCCCAUCUGAACCCCCUGCCGGACCAGGAGGCUCCCACAGACACGGCCUUCCACAGAGUGCGGUACAGCUGGGCCUGGCCCCGGAGAACCUCUCUUGUCCCAAGGCGCUUCUGGAAUUUGCAGAGGCUGAAGCGAUCCAGUCAGGCCUCUCUUGGCUAUCGCAGGCCGCUCUGAGGCUUGUCUGGGGCACCUGGGUACUUGCCUGCCCCCCUUUCCUUUGGUGUCCCCAGGUCCCCUGCAGGCCUCUGAAGGGUGCAGCAGGGCCCCUGCUUGGACACAUUCACACUGAGAAGGGCUUCAGUCUUCAGAAACUAGGGAGGGCAUUCUUGACUCCACGUGCGAGCCUCUUGUACACAUCGGUACAAGGUCCCGUGGGCCUCUUUAGCCAGGGAAGAUUUGGGGGUGACAGGCUCCUUCUUGCUCAACACCAAGCUAGUAUGCAUACUCACCUCCUACCUGCUGCCCGGAAACCAUCGAGCAGACGGCUACAGUAUUCGGUGAGCACACAAACCCAUCCUUCCUCCCACCUUUGACCUUGAGCCAGGCCUGGCGCUUGGGGCUUGGAGCCAAGCAAGAACAGGUACAAAACUCUUUAAACAAAGCAUCCAGAUGGUGUUUUGCUGGGGGUGGGUGGGGGAAAGAGAGAGAAGUCGAACUGGUUCCCCUUUAUUUCUGGGAGCCCCUGCCAUGUUACUCCAAAGACCCCAGCAACCCACGGAGGGCCCUGCUCCUAAUCUUCCCAGUGGGUGACAGCUAUGGUAAGUCAUAAGGAUGGCCCAGGUGGCCUCUGUGAGCACCACCCGGGCACCAGCAGGUGUCACUCACGCUCUUGCCCGUUGGGGGGCAGUUGAAUUAGCCCCUCCACCGUCCUUUCUGCUUCCUGUUGGCUUUUGGGUAGCAUCGCCUUUAACCAAACAGCAGCCUAGAGCCCAGAAUUGCUGCUUUAGUGGUCUAACUACAGGGCCAAAUAUUGCUUUUUCCAGCACAAUCGAGCGGCUCACGGAUUAGGGACUAACGGCCAAAGGCUCCCACAGUAGGGACCGGCAGGGGCUGAGCCCCACCCUGGAGUGGACUUGCACCGGGUAGGUGUGCGAGAAGCCAUUUCCCCACAAGCACUGGCCUUUGAAGGCCCCCUCAGCCUACCUGGUGGGGCCACCCAGCUGUGGCUCAGCCAUCCCCUCCCGUAACCCGCCCCCGCCCCCCCCCCCCCCCCAGU
Molecule: messenger RNA, 4998 nt
Organism: Peromyscus californicus insignis
Lineage: Eukaryota; Metazoa; Chordata; Mammalia; Rodentia; Cricetidae
Gene: Clip2
Product: CAP-Gly domain containing linker protein 2
Exons: 17
Coding region: 501-3638 (1045 amino acids)
Biological process (GO): cytoplasmic microtubule organization
Cellular component (GO): microtubule plus-end; cytoplasm; nucleus
Molecular function (GO): microtubule plus-end binding
Source: RefSeq, a predicted model, not a curated record